Molecule: messenger RNA, 3936 nt
Organism: Punica granatum (pomegranate)
Lineage: Eukaryota; Viridiplantae; Streptophyta; Magnoliopsida; Myrtales; Lythraceae
Source: RefSeq, a predicted model, not a curated record
CCAACAAUGGCAAGGCAUUUCAACAAUGGCCGGUGCCAUCCCCCGCCGGAUCAUUUGCCUUAAUAUAACUCCCUCCCUCUCUCUCUCUCUCUCUCUCUCGGCCAGUGGCAUCCUUCCUUCCAUUUUGAUCAUCAUUCCAUUGCCUUUUUCUUCUUUCUCUGCAACUCCAAAUCUCAAAAGCCUCAAAAAGCUAGAGAGAGAAAAGCUUUCUCCCCUCCCCACUCUCUCUCUCUCUCCCCCCGGAACAUCAUCAAUAAUCAUUCACUUCCAUUUCCAGCUCGCCUUCGUCUCUCUCUCUCUCUCUCUCUCUAUAUCGCCAGCUCUUCACUCCCUCUCUCCCUCUCUCUCUCCGCCGCUGAGCUCACAAUUCUCGCGGAUAGACUCUCGCCAGAACUUUCAGGCACUGGAACCCAGUGUUGAAGAAAAUCAUUCCUGUCACUUCUGAAAGAAAAACGAGUAUUGCAGAAGAUGUCUAGCUCGACAAAAGUUCUCGAUCCCGCUUUUCAGGGAGCUGGUCAGAGGGUUGGGACCGAUAUUUGGCGAAUUGAGAAUUUUCAGCCUGUUCCUCUGCCUAAGUCCGAGCAUGGAAAAUUCUACUCAGGGGAUUCUUACAUUGUCUUGCAGACAACAUCUGGCAAGGGAGGUGCUUAUCUGUAUGACAUACACUUCUGGAUUGGAAAAGACACGAGUCAAGAUGAAGCCGGCACAGCUGCCAUUAAAACUGUUGAACUUGAUGCGUCCCUUGGAGGGCGUGCCGUCCAGCACAGGGAAAUUCAAGGCCAUGAAUCAGACAAAUUCUUAUCCUACUUCAAACCUUGUAUUAUACCAUUGGAGGGAGGUGUAGCAUCUGGAUUUAAGAAACCUGAGGAAGAAGAGUUCGAAACACGUUUAUAUGUUUGCAAAGGAAAAAGAGUAGUGAGAUUGAAACAGGUCCCGUUUGCUCGGUCUUCACUAAAUCAUGAUGACGUAUUCAUAUUGGAUACUCAGAAUAAGAUAUAUCAGUUCAAUGGCACGAACUCGAAUAUCCAGGAAAGGGCUAAAGCUUUGGAAGUAAUUCAAUUCUUGAAGGAGAAAUAUCAUGAUGGAACAUGUGAUGUUGCCAUUGUCGAUGAUGGGAAAUUAGAUACGGAGUCAGACUCAGGAGAGUUCUGGGUGCUCUUUGGUGGUUUUGCACCGAUUCAUAAGAAGGUGACCUCUGAGGAUGAUGUUGUUCCUGAAGCAACUCCUGCCAAACUGUACAGCAUCAUGGAUGGAGAGGUGAAAGUUGUUGAAGGUGAACUAUCAAAGAGCUUAUUGGAAAACAACAAAUGCUUCCUUCUUGAUUGUGGGGAUGAGAUUUUUGUCUGGGUUGGCCGAGUAACACAAGUGGAUGAGAGGAAAUCUGCUAGCCAAGCGGCUGAGGGGUUUCUCAGCAGCCAAAACAGGCCAAAAGCUACGCGUAUUACGAGAGUCAUUCAGGGCUAUGAACCGCAUGCAUUCAAGUCUAAAUUUGACUCAUGGCCAUCGGGAUCUGCAGCUCCUGCUGAAGAAGGAAGAGGAAAAGUCGCAGCUUUACUGAAGCAGCAAGGGGGUGGUGUCAAGGGCAUGACAAAAGGUUCUCCUGUCAAUGAGGAAGUCCCUCCUCUGCUGGAAGGAGGUGGAAAGAUGGAGGUAUGGCGCAUAAAUGGCAGCGCUAAGACCCCACUGCCAAAAGAGGAUAUUGGAAAGUUUUACAGUGGAGAUUGCUACAUUACACUUUAUACGUACCACUCAGGAGAGAGAAAGGAAGAUUUCUUUCUUUGCUAUUGGAUUGGAAAAGAUAGUAUUGAGGAGGACCAAAUGACAGCAGCUCGGCUGGCUAAUACAGUGUCGAACUCAUUAAAGGGAAGACCUGUCCAGGGUCGUAUAUAUCAAGGUAAAGAGCCACCACAAUUUGUUGCACUUUUUCAGCCUAUGGUGGUACUUAAGGGUGGUUUGAGCUCAGGCUACAAGAAGCAUGUAGAAGAAAGCGGUUUGACGGAGGAUACUUAUACACAAGAAUGCAUUGCUCUCAUAAAGAUAUCUGGCACUUCUAUUCACAACAACAAAGCUAUGCAAGUUGAUGCGGUGGCUACAUCUCUGAACUCGGCUGAAUGUUUCCUUCUGCAAUCGGGCUCUUCAAUCUUUACCUGGCAUGGAAAUCAAAGCACCUUUGAGCAGCAUCAGCUUGCUGCAAAAGUUGCUGAGUUUUUGAAGCCUGGAUCUACUCUAAAACAUGCAAAGGAAGGAACUGAAAGUUCAGCCUUCUGGUUUGCCCUUGGAGGGAAACAAACUUACACCAGUAAAAAGCCUUCGCAGGAGACUCUGAGGGACCCACAUUUGUUUACAUAUUCAAUCAGAAAAGGAAAGUUCGAGGUUGAGGAAGUAUACAACUUUUCGCAAGAUGAUUUGCUGACAGAGGAUAUCUUGAUUCUGGACACUCAUGCUGAGGUGUUUGUUUGGGUUGGCCAGUCGGUAGAUUCCAGCGAAAAGCAAAGUGCUUUUGAAAUUGGUCAGAAAUACAUAAACAUGGCUGCAUCUCUGGAGAAUUUGUCCCCAAAUGUACCCCUGUACAAAGUGACUGAAGGGAAUGAACCAUGCUUUUUUACCACAUACUUUUCAUGGGAUUCUGCAAAAGCAACAGUUCAAGGAAACUCAUUCCAGAAAAAGGUUGCUCUGCUUUUCGGAGCAGUACAUGCUCUCGAGGAAAAGUCAAAUGGCAGUCCAGGAGGACCAAGGCAAAGAGCUGAAGCUUUAGCUGCCUUAACCAAUGCAUUCCAUCCAUCUUCUGGGAAACAAUCUUUCAUGGAUAAAUCAAACGGUUCUAGUGGAAGUGGUCCAAGGCAAAGAGCUGAGGCCUUGGCCGCCUUAAAUUCUGCCUUCAGUCAAUCUUCUGUGGGUAAGCUUUCUCCUGUUCAGAGGUCAAGUGGGACAGGUCAGGGUUCGCAGAGAGCAGCCGCUGUAGCAGCUCUUUCUAAUGUUCUCACUGCGGAAUCGAAGAAGAAAUCACCCGAUGCAUCUCCAACGAAAUCAAUUGAGAAUGCCCCAUCCGAAAAUAGCUCACCAGAUUCUCAAGAAGUGUCAGAGCACAAGGAAACGGAGGAAGCUGCUCCUGUUACACCGACUAGCGUGGAGGAUUCAGAACCUAAGCAAGAAAGUGAGCAGUAUGAGACUGAUAGUGCAAGUGCCCCAACCAUAUUCAGCUAUGACCAACUGAGGGCUAAAUCUGAGAACCCUGUUACUGGGAUUGAUUUCAAAAGGAGAGAGGCGUAUCUCUCUGAUGAGGAGUUCCAGAGCGUGCUUGGAAUGACCAAGGAAGCUUUCUAUAAAUUGCCAAGGUGGAAGCAAGACAUGCACAAAAGGAAAGUCGACCUCUUCUAGGUACCAUAAAUUCGACUGAGUGCUUCGGCUUUGCCUACUUCACAUGCUUAUUUGUGGGACUCUCCGUUUGUUCCCCCGUUCAUUGACGAGUUGAGUGUUCGUUUUAUUGGGACCCUCAUGCCCUCGAUUGCAUUCGUGUCUAGCGUCAUGCCUUCUGAUUAAUUUGUAGCUGUCAGAAGAAAUGUGUUUGGUUUGUGAAUACUUGGGAUGCCUUUAUUAUAUAUUUAUUUAUUUUUCUUUUUCUUUUUAUUUCACCCCUGGAAGAAAAGGGAGGAACCUGCUGCCUCCAUUUCAUUUAUGGUCGGGGUAAAAAUGGUAAAUGAUAGUCGUCGGUCUUUGAAGAAGACAGCGAAGUGGGAAAAUUCUUUUGUUUUGUUGGUCAGCUUGUAAUCUCAUUUGUGCCUUUUCCCUUCUCCUCAUUUCAUUCAAUUACACUUGUGCAAAAGGGAUGUAUAUGUAAUAUUGCAUAUUUCUUGGUUUUAAUUUUUUGGACUUUAAUGUAAAAAUGUGACAUUUGUUGGUCUGUAAUCGUAUACGUAUAUUAUGUGCUUUCGUUUC